AUGGUCUUUGCGAAGUUGACUUAUCUCUUUUUCUAUCUACGCAUUUUCGUGAGCAGGGAGUUUCGAAUUGCCUCGUGGGUGUGCAUGGGCUGUGCUUGUGCAUAUUGGGUUGGGAGUGUGCUUCAGGUGUUUUUGAUCUGCUCGCCUUUUGAGAAGAAUUGGAAUCCAACUCUUCCUGGCCAUUGUGCAAACCAGAAUGUGGCAUUCUCAACAAUUGGAGCUUUAAAUCUAUUCACUGAUGUCAUGAUCAUUCUGUUACCGAUACGCUUUAUCUGGAAAUUACAAAUGUCUCUCGGCACCAAGAUGGCAUUAUAUGGUAUCUUUGGAUUAGGAGCAUUGUACGUCUCUCUCUCUCUCUCUCUCUCUCUCUCUCUCUUCUUCUAUGUUGAUUUCGCAGAUCUCCCCUACUCCAUGAUCUGGGCUGCCUUCUGGAGCGUCACCGAGCCCGCCAUUGCAAUUGCAAAUGCCUGCGCACCCAUGCUUCUCUUUGGAAGCGUCAAGGUUGGGUACUCCACGCAGCCUGCGAGUGGUCCCAUCCUGAGCAAGGACAAUACCUUCAAACAGAUCAAUGAGAUGGAUAGCGAGUUUCCACUCACGCGGAUUAAGCACAGAACUGGGUCAGCGUAUGAAGUAUCGUUAAACGAUCAAUCGCAGGAUGGUCGCUCCCAGGAUGUAACAUAUCAUACCCCGAGGAGUGUGGUUGGAGAUAUAAAAGGCCAUUUAUGA
Penicillium cataractarum is the source of this 726-nucleotide messenger RNA. RefSeq lists its product as uncharacterized. NCBI's taxonomy places the organism in Eukaryota, Fungi, Ascomycota, Eurotiomycetes, Eurotiales, Aspergillaceae. The transcript is spliced from 3 exons. The record is from RefSeq and is a predicted model, not a curated record. Bases 1 to 726 code for a protein of 241 amino acids.